Messenger RNA from Musa acuminata subsp. malaccensis (wild Malaysian banana), 2429 nucleotides. RefSeq names its product dof zinc finger protein DOF5.6-like. Gene Ontology annotation, molecular function: DNA binding; DNA-binding transcription factor activity. The record is from RefSeq and is a predicted model, not a curated record. Gene Ontology annotation, biological process: regulation of DNA-templated transcription. NCBI's taxonomy places the organism in Eukaryota, Viridiplantae, Streptophyta, Magnoliopsida, Zingiberales, Musaceae.
GGCCCGGCCCAAUGUACGCGUCUUUACACGUGAUUUGAACGUGUUCACCAUUUCUUUCAGAAGGCAGCAACUGAAAAGGCAACGGAAUCGACUCGGUCGGUCACGCAUGCCGUGAACGCGGGCGGUGUCGGCCAGCGCUGCACACUCCGCCAUUGCAGGCAGUGCACGGUGACGGCGAAUCACCACUCGCCAAGAGGAGGAGAUCACGAUCUCAGCCAUCUAUCCCGUGCUCGCGCGCGGUCUCGUCGAUCGAACAGAUGAUCAGACGGUCGUUCGCAGCAAGCAGCAGCGCGUUCGGCUCCUCGCGAGCGUACGUCUCGCCGUCACGACGAGCGACACGCUGCAGUCACGUGAGGGUCCCGUGGAAUCGAUCCCUUGCUUGAGGGGUGGAGAGCCGGAAAGGGGAAAGGGAAGCGGUGGUCUCCACCCAUGUCACCUCUUCGGACCACGGCGUGCCGUGGAGUGAGCUUGCGGUCUGCUGUUGCUGCUUUCCCGAGGACCUAAAUAUUCCCAUCGCCCAACGACAUUGCAGCUCCUGACACGUGUUUGGAUUCUUUCAUUGUACGGCUCCGGCUGCCGGUGUCCGAGCAAUCGCAGAAGAGAUAAGAUUUUUAUCGAUGGGACGAUUCAAAUCCAAAUUCGACGAGCCUAUAAAGCCAAAACAAGAACUCAUUAACUUUUUGAAUCGAAUUCGGAUCGGAUGUCGUCUCCAUUACACACAUUAUCGAGAUUUACCUGUGGCUCUGUCUUUGCAGGCUAGGCUUGCGCAGCAGCCAGGAAAAGAACACUACGAUCAGUUUGGUUGCAUCCACGCGAUGGAGAGUUGAAGGAGUCGGUGGAAGAAGAAUACGACCCACGUUGUUUCAUGAUGAAACUGCAGCUGCUUUACUGCAGUUUGGUGUCCGCAAGGCGAAUACGAGAAGAAGAAAAAUCACAUACGACGAUGAUACAGUAAACAGACAUGGAAUAUCGUGCGUAGAAGAUGCUUGACUUCCAUGGGAUUAAUGUUGGUGCCCGCGUACGUCCUUCUUUUCUCUGCAAACUAAACACGAAAGGCAGACGGCCGGUUCUUUUGUGGCCGCUAAGCUAGCUGUAUCACAGGGUCGUCGGUCUUUGCUUCCGACAAGAUGUGUCCCCACUCCCACAAGGAGGAGAGCCGCAGUGGCCGCUCGCCCAUCUUUUUCUCCCUUCAUAUUCACAUCCUCACGACCUUUCAUGCCCCACCGACGCUCACCAGCUAUCCUUCCCUCCUCUUCGCACCCCCGCAUCAGUAGUCGGUCCUUUGCAACAUAUUGUUUAAUUUGGAUACUAGUUAAAUCUCAUUUUCUGCUUUGUUCUUAUCUGCAAAAUGUCAACUCCUCCGAUGCAGAUUUGCAUGGACGCCUCUUCCGACUGGCUAAAGCAGGGCAUGGUUCAAGAGGACAGCGGGACGAAUUCCUCCUCCCCGUCCAGCGAACUGAUCUCAUGCUCAAGGCCGCCGGUCAUGGACAAAAGGCUGCGGCCGCAACAUGAUCAGGCCCUCAAGUGCCCCCGGUGUGACUCGACUCACACCAAGUUCUGCUACUAUAACAACUACAGCCUGUCUCAGCCGAGGUACUUCUGCAAGACAUGCAGGAGGUAUUGGACUAAAGGUGGAACGCUUCGGAAUGUGCCUGUCGGCGGCGGCUGCCGGAAGAACAAGCGCCCGAAUGUUAAGAAGACAGCCGACCUGUUUCAUCCGACGGCCUCGCCGUUCCAGGACGCAACCCUGCAGGCUCUCCACCAAUCCUUUCCCUUGGUGCAACUGUCGCAUCUCGAGUCACUGACCUAUACUCCCCGGAACAUCGAUUUCACGGAGUGCAAGUACAACCUGAUGCUCGACAACACUAUGGAUGGUCUCGAUCUCAUGGAUACAAAGUUCGGAGCCAUGUUUCCUAGGAGCCAUCUUCCCUUGGGCGGAGGCAUAGCAGGCCUCGGAGAAGCAAGUCACGGAUUCACCUCAGCCGGCUUCCAUGGCUCGAACGCUUGUGGCUUCUCCAUCGAUGGGAACCAUGCGGCCUUCAUGGAGACAUGUCAGAAGCUGGCACUCCCCUUGGAAGGGCGCGAGGAGGCAAAUGCGGUGGAUGUCAAGCCCAGCGAUAGGAUUCUAUCGAUGGAGUGGCAAGAUCAGUGUUGUGCCGAUGCUGGACGUGAAGCAAUGGGGUGCUCCGAUGGCCUUGGAUCGUGGAGUGGGAUGAUGAACGGACAUGGCUCCUCGGCGACCAUGUGAAACUAGAGUUCUGCUAGUCGUUACCACAAUCAACUACGUAAUGGUAGAGAAGAAGCAUUCUGCCUAUGUUGCUUCGAGUAUUUGCUAUUCCCCUUUCGAUUGGUCUUCCAUUUCCGGAGCAACGUGAAGUGAUCAUAGAAGCAGUGGAGUGACCUAAUCAAUGGUUUGAUACUUUCUUCUU